Molecule: messenger RNA, 3156 nt
Organism: Orussus abietinus
Lineage: Eukaryota; Metazoa; Arthropoda; Insecta; Hymenoptera; Orussidae
Exons: 3
Coding region: 123-1292 (389 amino acids)
Cellular component (GO): proton-transporting V-type ATPase complex
Source: RefSeq, a predicted model, not a curated record
AGCCCUGAAGUAUAGCAUGUGAUCGGUCAGGUGCGUGCUCCUCUUCGUUGGGUGUUACUUCUUUCGAAUUGUCUGAGUUCGUAUCGAAGGGAAAUACUGAGUCCUGUAAUAACGGUAGAAUCAUGCAAGUGGAUAAGUCCCUUUCCAUUUAUGCAUUCGCACUUUUGCUCCUAUUUCAAAUCCAGAUUCCAGGCGUUAUAUCGGGCAAUACUGUCCCCGUAUUAAUGUGGGGUGGAGGAGCCCCCGAUCAUUUUAUAGGUAGCAGGAAUCCACUUCAAAAAACCCCACAGUAUGAAUUUGAAACAUUUAUGAAAAAAUCAGUGGCUAAAACGCAGCCACCGAUUCUCGUAUACGUCAAGGAUAAUCUCUGCGUAGAGGACCUUACGCAACAUAAGAAGGUUCUGCUUCAGUUAAAUGAUACAGGUUCAUUAAUAUACUUACCAGGCGUGGAUCUACCAAUGCUUGUUUUCGAAGAGCUAGAUUCAUACAAUUGGUCCUCCAAAGUCCCAGAUCAACCAGAAUCUCUUCCCAACAGAAACGUAUUCGUAACUCAUGUAGGGGACUUGGAUGCAGUUCCUGAAAACUUCAAAAUGAUCAAUGAAUCUACUCCAUCUGUACUUGCAGUGUUAACUGGCAAAUCAUGCAUUUACAGUCGUCCAGAUCGACGAAGAAGGUCGGUUGGUGCUGAAAAUUCAACAGACUUCAUUGUUUCUACCGACAGGGUUCUGCUAUACUCUAAAGAAGGACCUUACAUUAAGGUGCCAGAAUCGGAAGACUACAUUCAGUUAGGAAAACCAACUAAAGCAGAUUCUGAAGGUGAAGGAACAGCAGAGAAUCCACUACAGUUGAGGACUGUUUUUUCAGUCAACUCAUCCAGUGUGUCAACGAUACAACUUCAGUUUAUGUUUACCAUCGUUACUGCAGGUUAUUAUAAACUUGACUAUGUUAACUAUAAUUCUUCUGGAGCAUCUAAUGUUACCGUGCUGUCACCAAAGAGUGACAUAGUAUUUCCUUUCAAUUUUUCCUAUCACUGUUCACAAAACACAGUAUUCAUUAACAAGAGCGCAGUGCUUAAUAUUACUAAUCUACAAGUCCAAAUUGAUGCAACUAAGUUUAACGAUGCAUAUGAUUGUGUUGGAUUCACUACAAUUCCUAUUUGGACAGGGAUCUUUGUUACUAUCAUAUUAGCGACAAUUAUGAUUUGGGGGCUUAUUAUGAUAAUAGACAUUCAUACGAUGGAUCGAUUCGAUGAUCCCAAAGGGAAAACAAUCACCAUUUCCGCACAGGAAUAAUGUAUCAUAGAAAAUUUCAAAUUAUGAAAAAGUAUGUCAUGCGUGUAAAUAUACAGUCUGGAUUUUCAUAGACAAUACAUUCGAUGUACCAUGUUCUAUAAUUGUGGACUUUUGUAGUGCUCAUAAUCUACACCUAUUACGAUACAGUGGUAAUUCUAAGCCGUAUUUAUCUGGAAAUAGAUGAGAUUAAUGGAGUUCAUUAAAAACAUUUGAUUUAAUUAAUCCUUUUAAAUUGAAAUUGAGUGUUUUUGGUAAUAUAGAUAUUUUUUUAAUUUUAUUGCCACGUCAGUGAAUAAAGGGUGUAGCUGCAUAAGCACGUGGAAAAUGACUACACCAAAUUAAACAUUGUAUAAAUUAGUCUUAACUUUCUUUGCCACACUUCGAUUGCUUGUCCACUCAUAUUUUUGCUUCGCUUUAUUCGCGUUCGUGCUCAGUCGUGUACCCAGCUAUAUAAAUUUGUCAUGUUGAAAAGAUGAGUCGAAAAAGACAGCUUUUCGUCAUCUUUACGGUAGAUGUGCUAUCCGGGUUCAUACUGCAUGACUUUACCAUAAAAUUGUUUAACAAAAUAAUGUUUAUCCACUUGUGCACAAUGAUUAAUAGCACAAUGGUUUUGGAUCUCUCUGGAACACGUAGCGACAAGCAAAUUAAAUACUUACAGUUGGUCUACCUUCCCCUUAUCCACAUAAACUACCAUUUUCACUGAACUUCCAGCGUAUUCGAAUAGGCCAGUUAAAAAAGGCGAAAGAAUGAUAGGAGAAAUUUAACGACUAAUAAUGUGUUAACAUCGAUAAUAUUAACUGAGAGUAAUAAUACCAAGCGUGACAAGUUUGAAAUAUUGUGCAAUAUAAUUAUUGCAAUUUAUAAGUGUAACAUUCCAGAAUUAUAUUGCAUCCUGUAUUUGCUUCGAAUACGUAUGUAAAUGUUUAAGGUAUAUCCGAAAAGUGGAUAAACCUAACUACUCGGAUAAUAUGUGAACUAUCCAGUUCCAAGUAGAUAAAACUGAAUUGUGUUAUAUUAAAAACAUUGUUUUAUUUAUUAAUUUUAUAAAAGUCAAAGUAUAUUUGACAGUAAAGGAAUUGUCAACGUCACCGAAAAUUAUAGGCAUUUUUGUGAAGUAUAAAGUGUUGUGCAUGCUCGAUAUUAUUAUAUAAAAAGGAACCCAUUUCAGCUUUACUUAACCUAACCUAAACCAAAAUGUUAAGGGUAGGUUAGGUAAUAAAUCACAUUGAAAGUAUUACCAAAGUAUACCAGAAUCUUACUCGGAUAAAUCCUCAGAUUUCGUUUUAUUUCUAACCGAUACACGACUAUGCCGGUUAUAAAAUAUCCGGGCAAACUUAGGUUUAUCCCAUGGACAUAAGAAUAUAGGGAUUUACUAACGUUAUUUUUCAUUCUGAAAAUGUAAUGAUAAAAGAACGACGAUGUAUGUUAGAAUAUAUAUGAUUAUCUAUUGCUAUUAAUUGUACAGAAAACGAUUAAAAACCUAACCUAGACUACAAUAGUUACAGCUUUGGGUUUAAAUUUUAUUGUUUCUUUUUUUCGUUUUACUCUCAAUUCCUAUGUCCAUGGUUUAUUCUCAUUUUUGGCGUUACCUAUAAGAAUGUAUGUAAAUUAAACGAUAACAUUCACUGUGUAUAUGCUUAUAUUGCCCUCCUACAUAAUACUGGAUAAUUGCAAUAGUUUCAUGAGCUUUAAUAUCAGAAUGUUAAUUAUCAUUUAAAGCAAAAAUGUUGAACAAUUUUGCAGUUAUCCAGUAUAUGUAAUUUACAAACGUUCAUAUAAAUAUGUUAAUAAUUAUGAGUACAUAGAUGUAGCGUGUAUCGCAUAUUUAAUACGUGUUAUGAAAUAAACUAAGUCUGAAAUGAAA